Molecule: messenger RNA, 809 nt
Organism: Scaptodrosophila lebanonensis
Lineage: Eukaryota; Metazoa; Arthropoda; Insecta; Diptera; Drosophilidae
Product: protein D2
Exons: 2
Coding region: 1-657 (218 amino acids)
Source: RefSeq, a predicted model, not a curated record
AUGAGGCCGAGCUGUCGGAAGUGGUUUUGCCUGCUUUGCAUCGUCGGCAUUGCCGGCGCGGAAACGGAAGUCACUAAAAUUAUGCGCAAUCUAGACGUAAUACCAGACUUGAUAGACGAAGGGCCGCAGGAGUUCCUCAAUGUCACCUACUCAGGAAAUAUUGAAGCCGAUAAGGGCAUUGAACUGCAACCCAUACAAGUGCGAGACCAGCCAAUGGUUAGCUGGCCUGCAGCCCAAGACAGUUACUACACACUGUUGAUGGUCGAUCCCGAUGUGCCCAGCCGGUAUUCGCCCACGCUAAAGGAGUACCUGCACUGGCUGGUGGUCAAUAUACCGGACAAUCAGCUGAAUCUGGGCGAUGUGCGUGCCGGCUAUAUGGGCUCCAUGCCGCCCGAGGGCAGCGGCCUCCAUCGCUAUGUGUUCCUGCUCUACAAACAGCCCGAGUACAUGAAGUUUAAGAUACCCACAAUGGCCAAACACAAUACCCUCGAUCGGCCCAAGUUCAACACAAAGCAGUUUGCCGAGCUCUAUAUGUUGGGCGCCCCGGUGGCGGGCAACUUCUACACCGCAGCCUGGAGCAAAGAUGUGCCCAACUUGUACGAUGCCAUCUCGUUUGGGAAGGCCAAGGGCAAGAGCUUAUCGUACCGCAUGUUAUAGGAGUCUGAAUUAAGAAUGCAACCGUUGUACAAUUACGAGUAAAUAAAUGUUCCCCAAAUAUUUAAUUGAUAGGUAUAUAUAUACUUAUAAUUUGAUCUGGAAACCCUCCGAGAAUAAAGGAUAUUCCAAUUUAUUCCAUCACAAAAGAUAUA